AUGUUCAUCAAGUUGAAGGGAAAAGAUUUGAUGAUUGCACAGGUGUAUGUUGAUGAUAUUGUGUUCGGUUCUACCGCUGAAUCCUUGAAGAAUGAAUUCAUAAAAUUCAUGGAAGUUGAAUUCGUAAUGAGCAUGAUAAGUCAGCUUAAUAAUUACUUUCUGGGAUUGCAGGAUAAACAACUCGCUGAUAGUUUUUUUCUGAGUCAAACAAAGUAUGCUCAGAACAUGGUUGAGAAGUUUGGACUUCGAGAUUCAAAAGGAGUUAGAACUCCUUUAGGACAACAAGAUAAAUUGUCGAAAGAUGAUGAUGGAAAGACAGUUGAUCAGAAACUGUAUAAAAGCAUAAUUGGGAGUCUUCUAUACUUGACUGUUAGUCGUCCAGACAUCUCCUUCAGUGUUGGUGUGUGUGCAAGAUUCCAAUCCACACCUAAGGAAUCACAUUUGAAGGCUGCAAAGAGAAUUCUCAAAUAUGUCAAAGGAAUUGAAGAACUUGGAUUAUGGUAUUCAAAUAGGUCAGAUCUUGAUCUUAUUGGGUUCACAGAUUCAGAUUGGGCUGGUUGUUAUGAUGAUAGAAAGAGCACAACCAUUGGAUGUUUUUAUAUUGGAGAUAAUAUUGUGAGCUGGAGUUCGAAGAAGCAAAACUCUAUUGCUUUGUCCACUGCCGAGGCUGAAUACAUAGCUGCUGGAAGUUGUUGUGCUCAAUUGCUGUGGAUUCGACAAAUGCUGCAUGAUUAUGGGAUUGGUCACGAUUCGUUCACUCUGUUUUGUGACAAUACAAGCGCCAUAAAUAUCUCCAAGAACCCCGUUCAACAUGGUAGAACAAAGCACAUCGACAUACGGUACCAUUUUAUUCGAGACUUGGUGGAAAAUGAAGUGUGUGAUUUGAAGCAUAUUGGAACUAAUGAUCAAAAGGCUGAUAUUCUCACGAAAGCGCUACAUGCAGAUCGAUUUGAGAAGCUACAAAGGGAUUUGGGUAUAUGCUCAAGAUCUCCUUGA
Molecule: messenger RNA, 996 nt
Organism: Andrographis paniculata
Lineage: Eukaryota; Viridiplantae; Streptophyta; Magnoliopsida; Lamiales; Acanthaceae
Exons: 1
Coding region: 1-996 (331 amino acids)
Source: RefSeq, a predicted model, not a curated record